Glycine soja is the source of this 1937-nucleotide messenger RNA. RefSeq names its product cytokinin dehydrogenase 3-like. Gene Ontology annotation, biological process: cytokinin metabolic process. NCBI's taxonomy places the organism in Eukaryota, Viridiplantae, Streptophyta, Magnoliopsida, Fabales, Fabaceae. The transcript is spliced from 5 exons. Bases 123 to 1691 code for a protein of 522 amino acids. The record is from RefSeq and is a predicted model, not a curated record. Gene Ontology annotation, molecular function: FAD binding; cytokinin dehydrogenase activity.
GCAGCCUCUUCCUCAAGUUUCCUAUAUAUAUAUAUAUAUAUAUAUGUAACUAAGCAAGAACACUUUCAUAGCCAAUUAAAUUCAAAGCAAUAGUGCAACAUUAACCAAAUUCUCUCUAAAAAAUGGCAAGUUAUUAUUAUAGAUUUUCAAAAGCUUUGAUUAUGCUAUGUUUAACUUGCAUAGUGUUGAUCACACAGGCACAAUCACAAACAUGGUCAUUACUCCAAGCACCAAAAGAAAUAACCCUUAAGCUCAUUCGUGACCCCGUGACCCUUUCACUAGCCUCAAUUGAUUAUGGCCACAUAGUUCAUGACAACCCUUUUGCAAUAUUUGCCCCAUCUUCCAUUAGUGACAUCUCACUCUUGAUAAAUUUCUCAAAUUCUCUGGCCAUCCCUAUCACCAUAGCUCCUAGAGGGCAAGCCCACUCGGUUCAUGGACAAGCCAUGACAAAUCAUGGGGUUGUGGUGAACAUGACUGAGUUGAAUGGCUUUAGAAAUGGUGAUGGGAUUGUAGUAGUGGUUGAUGACACAACUAUUGGUCCAUAUGCAGAUGUGGGUGGUGAACAAAUUUGGAUUGAUGUGUUGCAUGCAACACUCGAGCGUGGACUCACACCCCUCUCUUGGACAGAUUACUUGUACUUAUCGGUUGGUGGAACUCUCUCCAAUGCUGGGAUAAGUGGCCAAACCUUCAGGUUUGGUCCUCAGAUUUCCAAUGUUCAUCAAUUGGAUGUUGUUACGGGGAAAGGAGACCUAGUGACGUGUUCUGCGGAGAACAACUCGGAGUUAUUUUACGCCGUUCUAGGAGGUUUAGGCCAAUUUGGAAUUAUAACCAGGGCAAGAAUAGCUCUUGGGCCAGCACCAACGAGGGUGAAGUGGCUCCGUUUGCUUUACAACGAUUUCUCUGCAUUUUCUGGAGACCAAGAACACUUAAUCUCUUUCAAUGGAAUAAACGAGACUAAUGCAGCUGAUUAUGUAGAAGGUUUUCUUUUGCAAAAUCAGCCACCACUGGACCUUUCCUUUUAUCCAGAACCUGAUCAACCUCGCAUAACUUCCCUUGUAACCCAAUACGGCAUCAUCUACGUCAUAGAACUUGUCAAAUAUUACGACAAUAGUACUCAAGAACACGUUGAUGAGGAUGUGAAACUUUUGGUCGAGAGAUUAAAGUUUUUUCCUACGUUUAUGUUUGAAAAAGAUGUGUCGUACGAAGAGUUCCUAAACAGGGUUCAUGCUGACGAGCUUUUCCUAAGGUCACAAGGGCUUUGGGAUGUUCCUCAUCCUUGGUUAAACCUCUUUGUUCCAGCAUCUCGAAUCUCGGAUUUCGAUGAAGGUGUGUUCAAGGGCAUUAUUCUCCAGCAAAAUAUCACUGCAGGACUUGUGAUAAUCUAUCCCAUGAACCGAACCAAGUGGGAUGAUAACAUGUCAGCAGUUACACCUCAUGAUGAUGUUUUCUACGUGGUGUCAUUUCUUCGUUCAACUGUGUUUGAUAAGUUGGAGGAAUUUAAGGCUCAAAACCGACAAAUAUUACAGUUCUGUGCGAAUGCUGGUAUGGGGAUAAAGCAAUAUCUUCCCCAAAACAAAACUCGGGAAAAAUGGGAGGAGCAGUUUGGGCCCAAAUGGAAAACUUUCAAACAAAGAAAAGCUCAAUUUGAUCCCAACAGAAUAUUGUCACCUGGACAGGGGAUUUUCAAUUAAAUGUAAAAUAAUCUAUGAUUCAAUUUUCCAUCUUUAAUUUUAUAGUAUACUACGUCUAAUUUGUUGUACAGGUGUUAAUAAAGCAGUUUACUAGGUAAUAUAUGCAUUUUUUGUCACGAAUAUUUGUAUGUCUGUAUACGGCUUAACAUGAGUUACGUAGCUCGUAACUAGCUCAAAACUUCAUAGAUGUGUAGUAAAUAAAAAUGUUAUAUAUAAUACAUGUCACUGUAUAUUUGGUUUGCUGAA